Messenger RNA from Tribolium castaneum (red flour beetle), 2341 nucleotides. Its product is annotated as mucin-2. The transcript is spliced from 3 exons. The record is from RefSeq and is a predicted model, not a curated record. Bases 1086 to 2267 code for a protein of 393 amino acids. NCBI's taxonomy places the organism in Eukaryota, Metazoa, Arthropoda, Insecta, Coleoptera, Tenebrionidae.
AAAGUAUUUAAAUAGCAAGCGCUAUUUAGUCACAUUUCUGUGUGAUUUUUAGUCAAAAAUUAAACUUUAAGUAAGUAGUUUUUAAGGUAACAGCAAAAAUACGUUUAGACCUUAUAUGCAGGGUGAUUUAUUUAUGAGUUAUUUCUGAAAUUUUUUUAGAUCUUAGAUGCAACUAAAAGUGCAACCAAAACUGCAACUUAAAAUUAAUUCGAUUAAACGGAAUCGAAAAUAGUUUUUACUCCUAAAAUGAUGAUUAGUUAAUAACAAAAUUUUAGCAAAACUGUCAAAACAAAGACAGAACAAUGCAAUCCUAAAUUAAUUUUGUAAUUUUUGAACAAUGACGUAUAGAUCUGGCCAGCUAAAAAUAAACAGAAGUAACCCAUAACUGGCUCAACCUUUAUGUGUAAGAGACUUAAAAAAAAAUUUGAAAUUAAAUAUCUGGCAUCUAGUCAUUUGAUGAAGAAUUAUUUAGACAAUAAUCUGAUUACGCUUUUGAAAACUUUGUUAAAUUUAAGGUACCAACUACCUUAAACCGACUUGAAAAGUCACUACAUUGCUUCAGUUGAUUCGCUAAUGAUAUAAAAAUUAAAAAAUCCAAUUAUCCAGUUUAUGAGCUAAACACAACAUAAAACGCUCCAGAAAACACACUGACUCUGAGGAACUGAACAGGGAGCAACAACAUCGAAAACACUGGAACAAAUUUUGACACUAUUUUAUCCAUUUCAAAACAUCAGCAAACUAGUUCAACGCAUAAACAAUUCGAUUGCUUGUAAACAAACAAUAAAUCUCACAUCAAAUACCAGUAGUGGCAGUAGUGGCAGCAGUGAGUACUCGAUUACUAUUGUGCAUGUUUCGAGAAAACGGUACAAUUUAACGACCUUGCCUAUAUACCUUGUAUUCGAAUUAAAUAAAAAACAUUGAAGGCAUCAUAAGGUAUUGAACUCUCAAAUUACGUCUACUGGUACCACCUCCACACCUGUGCACUGACCAAUACCAAACAAGUUUCACUUCAGUGUGUGUUAGACCGUGAAUCUGUAAUCUCCCAAACUAGACAAGUGACGGUUUUCCAAAUAACAAGCCUAAAGAUGAACAGUUUCAAAAUUAGUUUAGUGUUGGUUUUACUGGCAGUGAUCGACUUUCACCAAUGUGCUCGUUACGGUGGCUCAAGAGGUCGAGGUGGUGGUAGUUACACCCGACGACCCCAUCCACCCCCCAGUCGACGCACCACUAGCCGACCUCGUAGCACUGCCCCAACGAGUUCUAGACCACCGAAUUACCAAUCAACUAGACGUCCAUAUCCCACCGGAACCACCCCCAGCUCUGGGUGGAACAUACCUCCCAGACCCGGCACUUACCCCCAACAAAGUUAUCAAGGGCCACAAAAAGUUACGAUUAAAAAUAAAUACAAUUAUAAUUAUCCCGGACAUUACUCACUCCCAGUGCAGAACCCGAGCCACCCUGGGUACUUCUACACCCCAACUAGUUAUCACUACAGUAGUAGUGAUACGGGAAGUACCGCUUUGGGAUUUUUCCUGGGUUAUUCCCUUGCUCGUUUGACAACGCCCACGUUUUCGCAUUAUUCAUUUUACGAUGGGUACAGACCUCGGUACGACCAUUACACCGUGCAUCAUUAUUACCAUAACAAAAACGCAGUGCCACAAAAUCAGGAGAUUCAAUCAAACACAAUCGUUGGUUGUGUUGGCGAUAGUGUUACUGUUUGCCCAUCGAACACUACAUCACUUUGCACCUCAAAUGGGGCCCUCAUGUGUGUUGUUAGUGCAACUUCGACCGUACCAUGCACUGACAAUCGGCAAGUCAACUGUGUUAAAAGUGUGGUCCCGUGUGUUAAUAACACAGCACCGGAAUGCAAAAAUUCGAACCAAAAUGCAACAACUGUGAGCAUACCGUGCAUUUCCAAUGCCAAGGUUUAUGGCGAUGUUAAAACUGUCAAUAAUACGAUUGUAACAAACUCCACAAAUGCGAAUUCGACGACUAGUUCCACUCAAUAUCCGAUAACUACAACACCAGUGGCGAUUGUAAGUUCAAGUGAUGGUACGACAUCGACUUAUUCAACGAAAUAUCCUAUAACUACUACCCCGGAACCCUCCACGAACCCUCCAGUUCGGAAGAAAAGGGAAACGGCGCAAAAUUUCUGUGUUACUAUUGUUGCACUCCCUGCUGAGAAGAAACCAACGGAGGGGGAAUUAUUUUUGAAAGAUGCCAAAUCGAUCGUUGAGAAAUUUAUUGAAUCUGCCUGGAACUUGUAGGUUUUUUUUAACUUAAUGUACAGUGUUGUUAUUUCAUAUUUAUAUGCUCAAAAAUAAAAAUUAUGUUUUAUAAA